AUGUCUACAAGAAAGCUCUCCGCCGCAACAUCCUUGCGCACAUUCCUUGAAGAAUGUAAGGCCGAGGGAGACCUUGUGGAAAUUGAUCUGGAGGUGGAUCCUCAUCUCGAGUCCGGUGCCAUCUCUCGCCGUGCAUACGAAACAGGUAGCCCAAUACCCCUUAUCAACAACCCCAAGGGUAAAGAUGGUCCAGAUGGUCUCUUCCGUAUUCUCGGUGCUCCAGUGGGUGUCCGAAGCGAUCCCGAAACUCGCAAUGCCCGUUUGGCGAAGUCUAUCGGGCUGCCCUCCAACGCAACUGGACAUGAUAUCAUCCAGAAGCUCCUAGCCGCCAAAAGAGCCGACCCGAUUCCAUCUGUUCAAGUGAAAGACGCACCACUCAAGGAGCACAAGAUAUUUGGCGAUAAAAUCGACCUUCUCAAGAUGCCGGUUCCACAAAAUCACGUACACGACGGAGGAAGAUAUUUCCUCACAUACGGACUACACAGUGUUCAAACUCCGGAUGGGAAAUGGGUGAAUUGGGCUAUCACUCGCUGCAUGGUGAUCGGCAAACGGCAAUUGACCGGCCUUGUUGAUGUGAAUCAGGACAUUGGCGCCAUCUGGGCGAUGUGGAAGGCCCUGGGAAAGGACACACCUUGGGCCUGCGCUCUUGGUGUUCCGCCAGCAGCUGCCGUGGCUAGUGGUAUGCCACUUCCCAAGUUCGUGAACGAGCCGGAUUAUGUUGGUACUCUCACAGGAGUUCCCGUGGAGGUUAUUAAGUGUGAAACAAAUGAUCUUGUAGUGCCGGCACAGUCUGAGUUGGUUCUUGAAGGAGUUAUCUCGGCAACCGAGACCGCGAUGGAAGGCCCCAUGGGAGAGUAUCACGGUCUUCUUUUCCCACCCAAGAAAUCGCCACAGCCGGUAAUGACGGUAAAUGCAAUUACCUACCGAACCAACCCUAUAGUGCCGAUCAGUGUCGCAGGCCGUGCUCCAGACGAAACUCAUACCGUUUGGGCCCUGUCCAUCUGCGCUGAAAUUCUCGACUUGUUGCAGCAGGCAAACCUACCAAUCACCAAGGCCUGGUGCCCAUACGAGUCCCAAGCCAUCUGGUACGUCAUCCAGGUCGAUCGGAAGAGGCUUGUAGAAAUGAAGACCGCGCCUGAGAAAUUCUGCCGCCAGGUUGGGGAGAUCGUUUUCUCCUCCAAGCCUGGUAGAUUCGUGCCAAAGAUCUUUGUUGUUGGCGACAAUGUCGAUCCUAGUAACUUGCGUGACGUCGUGUGGGCUGAAGCGACCAAGUCUCAGCCACAGGCCAGUGACUUCUACUUCGUGGGCAACUAUCCGACAUAUGAUCUAGUGCCAUAUGCCACUCACGGCUUCAACCCCCGUGGGCAAAAAGCGAAGGUCGUCAGGCUGUGCAUGUUGCCCGAGGAGUUCGAGACCUUGGACCGGCCAUGGGUUGAAGCUUCCUUCCGUGGAUCUUAUCCCCAAGAGGUCAAGAACAAGGUCCUAGAAAACUGGCAGGCGUACGGGUUUGAGGGAUCUCCUGUGAACUUUUAA
Molecule: messenger RNA, 1533 nt
Organism: Penicillium roqueforti
Lineage: Eukaryota; Fungi; Ascomycota; Eurotiomycetes; Eurotiales; Aspergillaceae
Product: UbiD family decarboxylase
Exons: 2
Coding region: 1-1533 (510 amino acids)
Biological process (GO): ferulate metabolic process; cinnamic acid catabolic process
Cellular component (GO): cytoplasm
Molecular function (GO): carboxy-lyase activity
Source: RefSeq, a predicted model, not a curated record